This is a messenger RNA of Balaenoptera musculus (blue whale), 4149 nucleotides long. RefSeq names its product peroxisome proliferator activated receptor delta (gene PPARD). The transcript has 7 exons. NCBI's taxonomy places the organism in Eukaryota, Metazoa, Chordata, Mammalia, Artiodactyla, Balaenopteridae. Gene Ontology annotation, cellular component: nucleus. The record is from RefSeq and is a predicted model, not a curated record. Gene Ontology annotation, molecular function: nuclear receptor activity; RNA polymerase II cis-regulatory region sequence-specific DNA binding; zinc ion binding. Bases 1009 to 2334 code for a protein of 441 amino acids. Gene Ontology annotation, biological process: negative regulation of inflammatory response; positive regulation of transcription by RNA polymerase II; cell differentiation.
AAUAGAAGUACCCAAGGGUGGGCUGGGGUGAUUUUAAAUCAGGUGGUCAGGUUGACUGUCACAUUUGAGCAAAGUCCUGAGAGGUGAGGCAGCAAGCCAUGGGGAAAGAACAUUUUCAGCUGGAGGGGACAGCUGCAAAGGCCCUGAGGCAGGCUAUGCCUGUUUCGUUCAGGACCAGAAGGGAGGCCAUGUGCCUGGUGCCUAGUAUCCUGGGAGGAAGGUAGCAGGCAGGGGCACCAGUUCUGGAAGGCCUCCAAGCCAGUGUAAAGAUGGGCAGGAAGUGCCUGGAGGGAUGUGAUCACAGGAGGAACAGAAUCGGACUUAAAGGGAUCGGUCUGACUGUUGUGUGGAGAGUAGUGGAGUGAAGCCAGAAGCAGAGAAGCCAGUUAGGAGGCUGUUGCAGUAAUCCAGGCAAGAGAUGAUGUUGACUUGGACCAGGAUCCUAGCAGUGGAGGUGAUUAGAUCCUGGGUGUUUAUUAAAAGCAGAGGCAACCAGAUUUGCUGACUCUUACAUUUUGGCCUGAUCAUCUAGAAGGUUGGAGUUGCCACUUACUGAGAUGAGAAAGACUUUAGGGGAAAUGUCAAAGGCUUGGUUUUGGAUGUGUUAGGCUUGUGAUAUCAAUGGGCAUCCAUGUGGAGAUCUCAGAGAAGCUGGGAAUGGAGAAAUAAAUAGGGGAGUCAAGAGCAUAUUGAAGGUGUUGAGAGCCAUGAGCCAGCAUAAGAUCAUGCAGGGAGGGAAUGUAGAUGGAGAAUGAAAGAGACCUUUAGAGAUUGGGAAGAAAAUUGCUGACUGGCACCAGCAAAAGAGAUUGAUAAGGAGCAGCCAUUGAGGUCAGAGGAAAACCUGGGAGCCAAGUGAAGAAAAGACGUAAAGGAGAAAGGAUCCAGCAAUGUAUCCCAUGCUUUGGCUGACAGGAACUGCCCUGUAGAGGUCCAUCUGUGUUCAGACCCAGAAGAUGCCAGAGCUAUGACCGGGCCUGCAGGCGUGGUGCCGAGGGGAAAUCAGCCAUGGAGCAGCCACCGGAGGAAGCCCCUGAGGCCCGGGAAGAGGAGGAGAAAAAGGAAAUGGCAAAGGCAGAAGGAGCCCCAGAGCUCAAUGGGGGACCAGGGCACUCACUUCCUUCUAGCAGCUAUACAGACCUCUCCCGGAGCUGCUCUCCACCCUCGCUGCUGGACCAGCUGCAGAUGGGCUGCGACGGGACCUCGUGUGGCAGCCUCAACAUGGAGUGCCGGGUGUGCGGGGACAAGGCAUCAGGCUUCCACUACGGUGUUCACGCAUGCGAGGGGUGCAAGGGCUUCUUCCGUCGAACAAUCCGCAUGAAGCUGGAAUACGAGAAGUGUGAGCGGAUCUGCAAGAUCCAGAAGAAGAACCGCAACAAGUGCCAGUACUGCCGCUUCCAGAAAUGCCUGGCACUGGGCAUGUCGCACAACGCCAUCCGCUUUGGCCGGAUGCCAGAGGCUGAGAAGAGGAAACUGGUGGCAGGGCUGACGGCAAACGAGGGGAGUCAGCACAACCCCCAGGUGGCUGACCUGAGGGCCUUCUCCAAGCACAUCUACAGUGCCUACCUGAAAAACUUCAACAUGACCAAAAAGAAGGCCCGUGGCAUCCUCACCGGCAAGGCCAGCCACACGGCGCCCUUUGUGAUCCACGACAUCGAGACAUUGUGGCAGGCAGAGAAGGGCCUGGUGUGGAAGCAGCUGGUGAACGGUCUGCCCCCCUACAAGGAGAUCAGCGUGCAUGUCUUCUACCGCUGCCAGUGCACCACGGUGGAGACCGUGCGUGAGCUCACCGAGUUCGCCAAGAGCAUCCCCAGCUUCAGCGACCUCUUCCUCAACGACCAGGUGACCCUUCUCAAGUAUGGUGUGCACGAGGCCAUCUUUGCCAUGCUGGCCUCCAUCGUCAACAAGGACGGGCUUCUGGUGGCCAACGGCACUGGUUUUGUCACCCGUGAGUUCCUGCGCAGCCUCCGAAAGCCCUUCAGUGACAUCAUCGAGCCCAAGUUUGAGUUUGCUGUCAAGUUCAACGCCCUGGAACUUGAUGACAGUGACCUGGCUCUCUUCAUCGCGGCUAUCAUUCUGUGCGGAGAUCGGCCAGGCCUCAUGAAUGUGUCACAGGUGGAGGCCAUCCAGGACACCAUCCUGCGCGCCCUCGAGUUCCACCUGCAGGCCAACCACCCUGACGCCCAGUACCUCUUCCCCAAGCUGCUGCAGAAGAUGGCUGACCUGCGGCAGCUGGUCACCGAGCACGCCCAGAUGAUGCAGCGGAUCAAGAAGACGGAGACCGAGACCUCGCUGCACCCCCUGCUCCAGGAGAUCUACAAGGACAUGUACUGAGGGCUUCUCUGUCGACCAGCCGCUGAGCGCUGGGCCUGGUGGCCGAGGGGGAUCACACACAGUCGGCCCGCCUCCCUCUCCCUUCCCCGCCUCCCUCCUUCUCAGCUCCUCUGUCUUCUCUCAUUUCUUUGCUCUUUUUCUUCCUUCCUCUCUCUCCCUCCCUUUCUCUCUCCCCAUCUCUGUGUCUGUCCCUCUUCCUCUUCCUGUGAGGCAGUUUGUGUUAUUUCACCAGCAGCGCAGAACAGCACCUCUGCUUCCCCGCCCCGCGCCCCCCCACCCCGCCCCAGCAGGAGGGGCCUGCCCUCUGCACCAACAGUCCCCUUCUCCCGUCUUCAGUCUUCACAGCAAAGGACUCGAGCCAUCCAAAGAAACACUAAGCUCUCUGGGCCUGGCUUCCCAGGGAAGGUAAGCAGGGCCAGGGCUGAGUGCAGAGCAGCCCCUGGUCACCGGGUCCCUGGCGGAGGAGGCCUCCCCCAGCAGGCUGGCCCCCCCCGGACUGCGGCGGCUUGGCUCCCAGCAGGCAGCGCACACCUCAGCCCCACUGACGCCCGCCGCCCUCCCCUUCUUCUUUCCACCGGUCUCGCAGGCCAGUGUCACUGAUGGCCCCCCUGCGCUGGCCGCUGGGGGACACCCGCCCAGCCUGGAUAGAGGUGGGGUUCCCUCCAGGUGGGGGGUCCCUACACCCCCACUGAUGAGGAGCGAGCUUAAAGAGAGGCGGAGGGAGGUAGGGGAGGUGGCGAGCCGGAGACUUGCUUCUGAGCCCAGGCCUGGGGCGGGUCCCCCAUCAGCACCCCACUCUGUCUGCCCCUCUGCAGCAGCCACGGAGUCCUGCCUACGGGUGUCGGCACCGCGCUCCCCCGUCUCCCGCAGCGCCAGGGCCUGGCCUCACACGCACCCCUCCUUUCUCUGGCCUCCGGGAGACACUGGCAGUGGCUCCAGCCCAGCUGAAGCUCACGCCCCACACACACUCCCUCCAGCCCACACACCACAAGCACUGAAAUCACUUUACCUGCAGGUUCCACACCCCUCACCCUCCCCUCCCUGAGGCAGGCGAGUGCCCAGAGGGGCCUGCAGGUGGAUGGGCAGAGCUGUGCCCCUGCUCCCGAGGCUAGGCCAGAUCCCUUGGUGGGCACGGGGUCCUGUGGACCCAGCCCAGCACCUGCCCACAGGGGAGGUACCGGGGAUAAACUGAUCCUGCUCGUUUGUGACACCCGUCUGUCCCAACAACUCUGCUGCCCUCCCCUUUUCCUUGUAUUUGGCCCAGCUGGUCACCUGGAACUCUCCCUAUACCGCCUCUGGUGACCAGGGACCUUGCUAGGCCCAGUCCCACUCCUGGCCCCGCCCCUCCCCCUCCUCCCCGUUGAUAAGCACUCACCCCAGAGGAGAGACAGAAGCGCAGCUUGGAGCCAUUUGAGCAGAGGACAGAGAGCCUACCCAGGCUGCUUCUCCAGGGAGGAAACGGGUCUGGAGGGGUGAGGGGCUGGCUGGCGUCUCUGAGAAAGGUGGCAGGACGUGGCGUUAGAGCCCAGGCUUCCUGGGUCCUGUCUGGUCUUCCUUUCCGAGGCGCCUUUCCAUGCCUGAGGAUCACUCUCUACUGGCAAGAUUCUUCCCUCCCCUCCCCUGCCACGCACCCCAUCCUCAUCCCCCUCCCCAGGUCUGGUACUGAGGAUACAGCUCUUCUCAGUGUCUGAACAAUCUCCAAAAUUGAAAUGUAUAUUUUUGCUAGGAGCCCCAGCUUCCUGUGUUUUUAAUAUAAAUAGUGUAUACAGACUGAUGGAACUUUAAAUAAAUGGGAAUUAAAUAUUUAAGAGUUGA